Schistosoma mattheei is the source of this 321-nucleotide messenger RNA. The record is from the annotation of a GenBank genome assembly. NCBI's taxonomy places the organism in Eukaryota, Metazoa, Platyhelminthes, Trematoda, Strigeidida, Schistosomatidae.
AUGACAUCAACUUCUAGAUGGAACACACACAAAAGUUCAUCAACUACAUUCGAUGCACGUAAUGAUAGCAAUAGUAACAACAGUAAUUUAUACAUUACUGUUUCUUUGCAUCAUACAAAUAGUCAGCAUGAUGGUCGUGUAUCACCAUUUAUUGCUAAAGUUGCUCAAUUAGGUAGCCUGUCUCAUGGAUCGCAUGGCCAUAACGAUAAUCGUUUUCCUAAUCCGAAACAAACGCAACCCACAAUUCAAUUGGUAAGUAUUCAAAAACAGCAAAACGUAUCUAUUUAUUCAUUUGUAUUAGAUAUUUUAAAUGAAAUGUAG